UUUGUUUGGUAUAGCCUGAGCAGAAUUUUAUAUUAUAUAGCAAUUAUACAUAUAAUUUUAGAUCAUAUUACUCUGUUUAGAGCAAGGUAUUUGUUGGAAUAUGUCCAUGGCUAAUGUUUCAGAAGGUCCAGCCGAACACGCGAAAGAUUUGCCUGGGGAAUUUUUAAGGCUUCUGCAAGAGUUAAGUGCCGAGAUAGAGAACGAAUCACGAAUUGUUGCUGAAGAGAAGUGUCUUAUUGAUAAAUAUGAGGCUGGUAUAAAGGAAUGCACGAAUGAUAAUAAACAUCUUGAGGAAAGCAACUUGGAACUUAAUUCAAGUCUUAAACAUCUAAUGGGAGUCGCUGAAAGUCAACAUCUCCAACUUGAAAGUUCACAAGAAACAGGAGAACUACUAAGACAGCAAGCCAAGUCAAAAGAAGAAGAAUAUUACAGAGUUAAACAGAAACACCAUCACCUUAAAAAUGCGUGUGGAAGAAAAUAUGAGCAUUAUCAGGAGAUUUAUUGUGAGCGUAUGUUGGCGUAUGAGUCUCUACCAUUGGUGCCGGAAUAUAAAAGACAAGUUAGUAAGGUGGAGGAACUAGAAGCAGUGUUGCAUGAUACAAAAAAGGAUUUAGAUGCAGUGAAGCGAGAAAUGGCAACACUUCAGGCAGAGCAAGAUACUGUGAAUUUAAAAUUUCCAACCUUGGCGGAUUGGGGCGUUAAUCUAGCCCAAACAAUGCUAUCAAUCAAACAAUUAAAAUUCAAAUCGAGCAAAAUGAAAACUGUGAAUGAAUUACAACAAGAGCUAAAAUACCUUAGCAUGAAGAAAGCAAGCAUUUUGCAGAAACAUGAAAUAGAGAGAAAACAGAUUCCCAUUCAAAAUCAAGUACCAAAGUCAAAACCAAUAAUGAAAGUACCAAGUGCAGAACAAAUCCCACAAUCUACAAUAGGAAUGACCAAGCUGGAACCAUUUGGUGGCAGCAAAAGAUCUGUACCGGUUCCAAACUUUUUGUCUUUUUUUAAAAACCGAUCAUCUAUCCAACGUUCAACACCUUCUGGUUCAAGUGGAAGUAGUUUACGCAGUAGUUCUGGAUAUUCAAGUCUUCCAAAUAUUAAAGCUAUGCUCACUCCUAAUAAGCCUAAACUGCCUGCAGCAGCACCAGUUGGUAGAUUGGAGUCAGAGAAGCAGAAGCAAAGCGUGGAUACUUCUAUGGUUCCUCAAGUGGUUGAUCUCACUACUAGUGAAGAGAAUGAACAAAUUCUUAGGAAAAGUAUAUCUCUAUCUAAUCUGCAAGACCAGAAACUCAAAGUUAAAGAGCCAGUUAUUAAAUCCCAUGACAGCAGAGCACAGAGUGGUUCGUUAUCUGUGUGGUUAAAUACAACAUCUGCUAAUGACACAACCCAAGAUAAAAAACAAGACAUUGAAAAUGCAAUGGAAGUAACUGAAAACAUUUCAACUGAAACUGAAGAAAAGUCACAAAAACAAAUGCCCAAAAGUGUAAGUAUCCCCAAUGCUCCAACAUGGUCUCACCCUCUACCACAACCAAGUGGGUACAAUCGUGUUAGUGACUUACCACUGCUGAGAAAGGUACAAAUGAAAAUGGUUCAUGAAAAGUCAUCGAAAAGUUUAUCUCCUGGAUCCCCACAGUGCAGAUCACCAGAAACAAAACAAACUUCACCUUCGAAGAGUCAUUACUUUCCAGGUUAUUUUGAUGGUGCUGUUUAUGACUUACCUAUGAAGAGUGGAGAAUCAUUGUCACCAGUCAGUUCUCAGAAAACAUCACCUCGUACACCAGAGAUGGUUCAUAUGAUGACCAACCAACACAGAGAGAUGAUGGCUGAACUUGAAAAAUCUCCUGAUGAUUUCUAUGAGAUGCAAGCCAAUGUUAUUGCUCCAAGUAGUGCUUCAAACAUGGCCCACCCCAACAAUACCAGAUUUCAUGUCACAUCUCCACCAUCACCAGCCAUUAGUUCACAAUCACCCGAAUACAAAACCCCAGAAGGUUUCUCGUUUGGUGUUGGUGAGGUUACAAGCCCCAGCGGCGACGAAACAAAAUCUCCUCCCUUUUCUUUUAAUUUUCAAGCUCCUGCUCAAGCCUCACCCACCGAGGCAAUGAGUUUUAAUUUCAUGUCUUCUGGAGAAACUUCUCCCCCACAAAAUCUAGGGUUUAACUUUGGCAAUGCAAAACCUGCACAAAACGACUCUGGUUUUUCAUUUAGUUUUGACAGGCAGGAAAACACAGGGAGUUCUUCAACAGGCUUUACAGGUUUUUCUGGCGCUUCCACACAACAAAGCACAAGUUCUCCUUCUCCAUUCUUUACGUUCAGUGACACAAAUAACAACACAGAUUCAGACACCUCGUUCUCGGCUUUGUUUGGUUGUGGAAAAUGAGAUCAAAAUUUGUUUUAAGUUUUGUUAGGAAUAUUUAGGUCGUUUUUGCGAAUACCUGUUUUUACAUGUUGGUUUAGUUUUGUUUAUAAUUUUUUUGUUCCUCUAAAUAUUUAUUAUUGUGUUUUUGUUUAGUUUGAAUAAAAAAACAAA
Molecule: messenger RNA, 2521 nt
Organism: Ciona intestinalis (vase tunicate)
Lineage: Eukaryota; Metazoa; Chordata; Ascidiacea; Phlebobranchia; Cionidae
Source: RefSeq, a predicted model, not a curated record